This is a messenger RNA of Saccostrea cuccullata (small rock oyster), 10489 nucleotides long. RefSeq names its product rootletin-like. The record is from RefSeq and is a predicted model, not a curated record. Gene Ontology annotation, cellular component: cytoplasm; myosin II complex; myosin filament. Lineage: Eukaryota; Metazoa; Mollusca; Bivalvia; Ostreida; Ostreidae. The transcript has 40 exons. Gene Ontology annotation, molecular function: kinase binding; microfilament motor activity; actin filament binding. Bases 106 to 9798 code for a protein of 3230 amino acids. Gene Ontology annotation, biological process: neuromuscular synaptic transmission.
UCUCCUCAGUAACAUCAGAGAACUGUUGUAGUGUAGACCUGUGUCUCCUUCCUCUGCCGAGGUUAAUUAAUUAACUGAAGGGGUUAAUUAAUUUAAUUAAUUAAAAUGGAAUCGUGUCAUUCUGUUAAUUAUACAGAUAAUCCGUUAAUCCCUCCGUCACGGAAUCCGUGUCACCUACCUGUGUAUUCCACGUUAGGGCACCUCAUUAAAAUCAUUGAGAAACUUAGAAACAGAGACUAUGCAGUGCCAGACAUAGACAAUGGUUUGAGGUGGAUAGAACGUGAACAGGGCAGGGACAGGAUGGAGGGAAGCAGUGGGACUGGCCAAUCAAAACAGUUAUCUACUGUGAUUGGUACACUGGAACUGGAGCUCAGAAAACUACAACAGUCAAACGAGAGUCUGGUACAGGAGAACAUCAGUCAGCACCAGAGUAUCAAGGCCCUGGAACAGAGGCUGAAGCCCCUUAAUGAGAAAAACAGGAAGUUUCUGGAGAAAAACGUGGAGCUGACUACCUUAACUAGAAAUCUAAAGGACCAAAUACACAGUACAACAGAGGAAAAUAAAAAACUGAAGGACCAAUGCGAGCAUUGUAAGAAGAAGAUAAAACAGCUGACUCAGCAGUUACAUCAGGAGAGGCUGGAGAAGGGAACACUAGAGCUGCAGACUCAGAACUUACAGGAGCUCAAACAGAAGUGCGCUGACCAGGAGAAGGCGUUGACAGCUCUCAGACUCAGUGUACAGGAGAAAGACAGAAGGAUAGAGUUGGUACAGCACAGGAAAAGGAAGAAAAAAUCUUUAAGGCCUCAUGAGAAGGGUGUAAAGGAAACAUUUUAUGGGUAUGAUGAAGACGACACAUCGCUCAGCUCUGACAUUUCUCUCUCUCUGUCCACCGGCACCCUGUCUGAUGAAGAACUCUGUGAAGAGCUGUCUCGAUCAGAGAUAGAGAAAAAUUACCAGAAGCUGAUGAAGGAACACUUAGAACUCCAAAGACUUCAUGCCAUAUUGACCUCACAGUGUGGAACUAACCUUGACCCUCAAAGAGAACUCAAGCUGAGGGUGGACUUGGAAACAAACCUUUUUCAGUCACAAUGCCAGAUAGAGAAACUGACAAAAGAAUUGGCAGACACAAGCAAGAGACUGAUGGCUGUUGAAACCAAAAACAGUGAAAUUCAGGAGAAGAAUAUCAAGUUGACAGAAAAGGUGAAGCAGCUGGAUUUGGAUUGCAGUGAUCUGAGGGAGAAGUUGGAUGAAUCCAGGGAUCUCGUGGAGACGCUGGAAUUCCAGGUCAUGGAGUAUGAGACGGAUAAUGUAGGAGCUCUUGAGACGAUCCCUGAAGAUCCUGCUGAAAUGAAUGGAGGAGAACAUGCCUCCCGAAAGACUGUAUCCAGCAGUGAAUUCGAUGCUUAUGUGGAAUCCCUGGAGUCCUCGGUUCAGGACCUUCAGUCCAAGGUCAUUCGUCUGCAGCAGGAGAAUGCCACCCUGAGGGAACGCCCAGUCAGCGUCUCACCCUCAUUGGAGGAGAGAGAGGCCCAGGAGGUCAUGACCUUAAAGGACUCGCACACUCCAAACUCGCACUCUCACCAACACGCACUCACUACUCAAUCUGAACAUUCAGACAACAUAGAAUCUCACAAUGACCAAUCCGGUGUCGGAAACAACAGUGAGCAAACUCACACAACAGAAAUCACACAGACUCAAAAUGACCAAUCCAAUGUUGGGAACACCAAUGAGCGCACUCAUGUCUUUGAGAUUAGAAACCAUCUAAAUGAAGAAGUCAGUGUGGAAAAUACAGGUCUUGAUGAUAAGUCAGACUCUGAGAUUACAGAAGACUCAUACGAAAGUCUAGAGAUGAGCCAGGAUGCUCACAUGAGUCCAGCUCAUGAUAUUACAGUCUGUACUGCAGAGAUUGUAGCUCUGAGGGAUGAUCUGAAGAAAUCUCAAGAAGAGGUAUUGAAUUUAAGAUCUCAGCUCGAAGAGAGUUUGAGCAUCAAGGAGGAAAUAUUGGAUGAAAACACUGACUCGUUCGAGUCGAGAUUAGAGGAAAUGAGACAAGUGUGUAUUGCACUUCAAGACAGGGUGUACCAGGCUGAGUCUGCAGAGAAACAGCUGAAAGAGAAACUCAAACUCGCAGAGUACACCAUUAAUGAUCUAGAGAGCAGUGAGAACAGUGUUAGAGAAAAUCUAGAGAUAUGUAGGAAAUCAGAGUCUGAAUGUAAGAAAUCCCUGAGUGGCUGUCAACAGAAGAUCCGCGAGCUUAAGGAAAUAAUCCUGGAUAAAGAUGUCAGCGAGAUCAAUCUCGCAGAAAAGGUGCAGUUUCUGGAGAAAGCUGAGGAGAUAGCGUCUCAGAAGAUCUCAGAUCUAGAGAUGCAGAACCAGCUACUGGAGCAGAGACUUCAGCUGAAGGAGGAGCUCGAGACGGACAUCCUGCUGGUCAAGACGCUGAAGGACCAGAUCAAAGAUCUCCAGAUAGAAAACAAAGAUCUCACCGCAAAGGUUGCUGAACUGGAGGAAAACGAAGAAAUUCUAAAAAUAAACUGGAUGAAAGUCGCUGAGAACGAUGCUGAAAGAAUCCAGAGCUUCGAGGAAAAAGUAAAUAAUCUGGAAUUAUUAAAUUUAGAUCUGAGAAAGAGGCUUCGCGAGCAGAGAGAGAAAUCGGAUCCUCCGAAUGCUCCAUCACUGGCUACAGAACUGUCAGAGAGUGAGAAAUCAAUGGAGGGAAAUUCUGUUGUAUCACUGACGGAAAAAGUGAAAACAUUACAGGAGGAACUCACAGAGACAGAGGAGAAAAAGAACAGUCAGAUUGAGAAACUCCAGGAUAAAAUAGCCACACUGAGAGAAAACGAAAUCAAACUGAGUGAAACUCUAGCUGAAAUGGAGCACACCGAGAGGGAACUGAGGAACAGAGUGUCCAUGUAUGAGCAGUCAUCCUCUAGUGAUAGGAUAAAACAUUACGAAGGGAAGAUCCGGGAAAUGCAUCGAUCACGGGAAGAUCUCUUGGACAGGAUGGACUCUAUGGAAGAACAUGAAGGAGAUCUCAAAAAGCGGCUGAAGGAGCUGGAAGAGGAACAUGAGUGGAAAGUGGAACAGUUAGAGAAGAAAGUGGAGUUGAUGGAGAGAGAGAUUGCCCAGUACAUACAGCAGGAGGAGGACCUAACAUCCAGAAUCAUGGAGAUCGAGAAACACGAAGACGAACUGAUGGAGAAAGUCAACAAGUACGAGGGGGAUGUAAAAUCCCUGGAACAGCAGCUAGAGGAGUCAGAGGGAGUGAGGGAGGAAUUAGAACAGCAGGGAGAGAGAUUGUCAGAGGAAGUGAGUACACUGCAGAAAGAAAACCAGGAACUGCAGGAAAAUCUGGACAGUGUUACCGAGGAGCUGGAACAGAUACGUGUGGAGAAUAACGACCUCAAUGAGAGAGUGAUCGAGUUAGACUCUUACGAACAGGAGUGUGAGGAAAAGAUGAAAGCUGUGGAAACUAAGUCCAGUCUGUUGGAGGAAGCCAACUGUAAGCUGAUGGAUCGCGUUACUGAGUUAGAAAGUUUGGAAACGGAACUACACAGUAAACCAGUGAGCUCUUCUGUGAAUGUGAAAUCAGAUUCUUCUUGUGAGGAAAAAAGCACAGACACGGACGAUCUGAAUGCUCCGAAAGGAAGGAAACUGACUGGGAUGUUUGAACGUUUACAAGACCUAGAAUCGGAGAACCAGAAUUUCUCAGAGCAGCUCGUCACACUCCAAGGUGCAGAUGUACAGAAUAAAAAACUCAACGAAAAAGUGAAACUCUUGGAAAACUCAGAGGAGAAGUUAAUGGAAAGGGUGAUGGAAUUAGAGGACCGUGAAGAUUUCCUCAUGAAAGAAAAUCAGAAACUCCGAAACUCUGUGACAUUUACGGAAGUUCCGGAUAUAAUGAAAGAGGUGGCAGACCUCAGAGAGACAGUGGAGCUACUGAAAGUUAAUCUAGAAAUGUUGAAGGGUGAAAACGAGGAUUAUAAGGAACAAUUGAGUGUAGCAGAGGAAACUAUUCAGAGUUUACAGAAUGAGCUCAGUGUUCAUAGGACAGAAAUGGAAGUGUCCGAAACUAAAACGACAGAGAUGGAAACAUCACUGAAGAGUAUGGAGGAUAGUCUAACAGAGGAAAAACAAUGUGUUCAGAAACUACGGGAAUGUGAGAAGAGUUUAUCAGGGAAAUUAGACCAAGAAAAAUCUUAUUCUGAGAAACUAAAGAGUGAACUUUCUCAGGCGAAUCUUAAAAUCAGGACAAUGGAGGAGGAAUAUGAAUCUAAAAUCUCGGAACUGAAUGAAACUCUGUCUAGUCAAUUAGUUACUGUCUCUGAUCUAGAGAACUCACUGUCUCAUCUUAAACUCAACGAAGAGGAACAUUCAAGGAAAAUAUCGGAAUUAACAGAGGAAAAUAACGCAUUAAUUAAAGUGGUGAAAAUGAAAACGGAUGUGAAUUGUGAUUCAGAAAGUGAGGAUACUUUUGUUCAGGACAAGGAGAAUCAAUUAAAAUUAAAUCAAAUGGCCACACCCAUCAGUGCUCAAUCAACUCCCAUAAAAUCAGAUCUUAACCCUAGUGCCAAAACCGAACUCAUUAGUGAUAUCUCAAACAUAGAUUUAUCCGACGAAAAGAAAUGUGCCAAGUGUUUUAAGUUAAAUCAAAAAUUAAGUGAACAACUGAAAAAAGAAUCCAUUCUUGUGGAAAAUCUGGCUACAUUAAAAAAAGAAUUUGAAGCAAGGGAAAAAUCAUUAAAAACUCUGUGUUCUAAGUGUCAGGGAAUGGUCAGUAAUUUUUCUUCAUCGGUUUUGUCGGAAGACAGUUUCUUUGGAUUAAAUAAAACAGAAGAAUUCAACAAGAAAAUGGUGACGUUACAGAAUCAGUGUGACGAGCAGACGUUGAGGGUGAGAGAGAAAGCUCUGGGGGGUCGGGUGAAGGAGUUAGAAGACGAAUUAGAGGAAUUCCGGAGAAUUCUGCAGGACAUCGUACUGGACGUCCAAAUCCGUUUCCAUGACGAAAUACAGGAAGUGGGAGAUGAGGUCCCUCGUACAUAUCAGCUUCCGUCAGAUCUACCAGUGGUUCUGAACGCAGAACUAGGGAAGGUGCUGGAAAAUCUGGUCCACAGUGUCGACUGUCUCACCAAAACCAAGGACAAAUUCGGCAGUGGAAAUGAAGAAGCCAGUAAGAAGAUAGAGGCCUUACUACUGAGUGAAAAAUCCCUCAAACACCAGGUCCAAGACCUUCAGGAGCAGCUAGCUAACAACAAUAAUGGCGGUGAGGUCCGAGAUAGUCCAGCCGAGCUUCUGAGAAAGGUCACAGAACUGGAAGCCAUGAACAGAGAACUAGAGGUCCGUCUGGAAUCGUCCCGGAAUGUCGGGUCCGAGCGAGGUCUGGAGAGUCCGGAGGACGUGUUCCGUCAGAGAAUCUCGGAACUGGAGAGGCUGGAGAAACAUCUCAAACAUCAGGUUUCCGACUUGGAAAAAGAUAGAGAAGAGCUACAUGAGAUAGCAAGGAAAGACAAAAACACCAUUCAUGAACAAAACAUCCGAAUCCGGGAACUGCAGCUUUCAGAGAAAAACAUGAAGGAACAAUUGAACCGACUGGAUGCUUCUGAGCAGAGUCUGUUCAACAAAGUAGAGGAACUGGAAGAUCAAAUCACGAAAAUGGAAGAUCGGAUCUCGGAGCUCAAGAUCAUGGAAAUGAGGCUGAAGGAGCUGGUGAGGAAAUAUAAACUCGACGAGGAAGUGUGGCUAUCAAAGUCGGCAAAUCUGAACGAGACUUUAUCCGAGCUGUCAACAUCAGAGGCUCAACUGAAGCAGCAGUUAGAGAACCUGGAGAAAGAGAAAUUAAAUCUGUCAGAGAAAUCGGAGUAUUUGGAGGAGAGGUUGAAGGAGGUGGAAAAAGCCGAGGCUAAUCUGUUACAGAGGACAAAAGACCAGGAAAACCAGGAGAUCAGUCUGAACAAGAAGCUGAGUGACAUGCAGACGAUGGGAUCAAACGCCGAGAAACAGCUCGCAGAGUUACACAACGCCAACAUCGAGCUCUCACAGCAGCUUAACCACAUGAUGCAGGAGAACAUGGCCAUCUCACAUCACAUGACACAACUUCAAAAUCAGCUGGCUGUUCUUGAUCAGCAAAACGUUUCACUCCAUGCAGACUUGGAGAAGGUCAGUAAAGACAAUAAUUCACUGCAGACAUCAGGGAAGUCUUUGGACAAGGAGCUGGAAAACAGUAAGAUCAAAGAAGUGGAGCUGGAAGGGAAACUAAGACAGAAAGAGGAGUCAGAGGAAACGCUGAAGGAGAAGAUAGGGAAUCUACAGAGAAGUGAGAAUCGACUCAAGUACAGGAUCCAACAACUUGAAUCUGGCUCACAGGUCAUUUCUGAAUUAAGUCCUUCACAAAGAGAGAAAUUGCCUCGUAAGUUAGAGGAUUGUCAGAGAAGAAUUGUGGUCCUUCAGAAUCGUAAUGAGCAGCUCUGUAAGAAAUUGACCGAGUACCAGAACCCCGAGGCCAAGUUUGUGAAUGUUCCUGGUGCAGAGCUCCGUAGAUUGAAGGCUCGGGAUGUUCUACUGGAUCAGAGAGAGGCUGAAUGUCAGGAGGUGGAGAAGCUCAACUCACACCUACAGAAAACUGUGGAGCAACUGAGGAAUGGAAAGGAUGUUUGUGGCCAUGAAGUUGAAGUAGAAACUCUGAAGAAUAGACUUCAUGAGAGCAACAAAUCUAUUUUGUUACUCAAGGAACUUCUAGAGGAAGGGCAGAUACACAUGGGGCUUGAUAUUAAUGAAGAAAUACUCGAAGACCACAGUGUCCCCUCUCAGGCACGAAGAGAGGGACCAGGUCACCUGGCAGAGAGAAGGGUCAAAAAUCAAAGGUCAAAUCAGUCCAAUGUGAUUGGACGCCCUGUACAGGAACUGGCAGAUCAGCUGAUGAGCAUGGACAAGGGUAGACAACCCCUACAUGACCAGUCUGGUGCCGGUCUUAUAAAUGAGGAGAUGAUUCCUAAGGUUGAAAGGAGUGAAGCGAAUUUAUUGGUUACGGCUAGUGGUCAUGUGAUCAUGGAUCUGUUUAAGGAGGUACAGGGUUUACGUGAGAAGAACCCCUACAGCUCGAUGUCACACGACGACCGUCAGCGUAGGGUAAAUGACUUUGUCAGCCGUCUUGAUAAAGACGAGCUGUUCUCACCCCGGGAAGAAGCUCACUGGAGGCAGGUGGAAUCUCGACUUCCCCACCCCCCAGACCCAGAGCGAUGGAUCCACGUGGGUAAAGCUACCAGUCUACAUUCCAGUGUGCCAAACCAGUCCCACCCCAGUAACGAAGAACUGGUGCUAGGCCUGACCCUCCCAUCAGAAUCGGAGAGUCAGCAGUUUACACAGAAUGACACGGAUUCCAGCGGGAACAGCCCCGCAGUCAAACGAAGAAAAUUUCGUCCAGUCAAUGGAACAGAGCCCCACCUUACCCCAUCCUCAGUUCAUGGCCUGAACAAUUUCGAUGCUCCUUAUUAUGUGCCAGCUGUCAAUCACGACAGUGUGGGCGGGGAGCAGGAGAUGCAGUAUAUGAUGGAGGAAUACAGAAUGAUGUCUCCACCAAUCAGGACAGAGGACACAGCUGGGAGUAUCCCAGACAGCGGACACGGAACCACCUCGGUGGGAACCACCUCAGCCGCCUCCACAGGGAAGUCACAGCUGUCACUGAAGGAGAAAAUAGCAGAGAUUGGAAAAUCAUUACAGAAGCGCCCUCUGUCCUGUGUCAGUGAUCUGUCAGAUGAUGAGGAUUCCCUGCUUGUCUGGAAAUCCAAGGCAAGCGAUUCCUCACGAAGACUAGAAGAUGCUGAAAAAGAAUCUAAAUAUUUAAAACAAGAGAUAAAUAAAUUAGAAAAGGAUCUAGAGGACAAAGCUAGAUACAUUCUCAUUUUAGAGGACUUCGUAGAAAAAUUAAAAGCCCUGCUGGAGAUGAAGGAUUCUAAGCCAGACCGGGAGUUAGUUCAGAUUAUGGAGGCAGAGUUAAUUAAAACUCUGGAGGAACUACAGGAUUCUGGUUGUCAGAAACUGGACUUGAACCAGGAUCCAGUGGCACUGAACACAGAACUGGCCAAAAAAGACCGGGAACUUACAGCUAAAACAAAUGAAGUGGAUGGUUUGAUGCGUGAACUUCGUCAAUGGCAGGAGGAAUGCCGUUUGGUUGAGGACAUGCGUACUAAUGCUUUGGAUUCCCUUCGCUGUCUGGAGCUGGAGGUGUCAGAUCUACACGGGACAGAGAAAGAUCUCAAGGUCACCAAGGACGCCUACAACAAACUACAGGAACAGUGCCAUGAUCUGGAAACUAAGAAUGAACAAGUUUUACUUUCUGUGACUCCAAUGAAAACCAAGCUGGCCAGACUGAUGCAGAAAUGUCGGGAAAAGGAUGAUCUGCUGAGAAAACUAGGAGCAGAAUUACGUAAACUGAAGAUGGUUGGCGGGCCGGGGUCACUUCUCCAGGAACUGGCCUUAAUGGAGCAGAGGAUGCCUUCUGAGGAGUAUAAUGUACUGGAUGAAGGAUCUCCUCAGCAAGCAAAUCAUCUGAGCAGACAUUCUGUGUCCAUGAUUGACCUGCAGAGGUCAAGGUCAAAUUCCUCUGUCAGUGACAGCCAGGACCAUGUUGCCCAUAGCGACACAGAAAUGGUGACCCCUAUCAUCCGCCGAUCAAACCACCACACUGAGAGGCGACUGAGACUGCUACCACCAUCCACACACACAUCACGACUGCCACACAUUCAGGGAGGUCAAAUGUCGCCUAGUUACGGUUCACCUAACGAGCCACUUCCUGUAGGUCACAUGCCACCUGACCCGCUAUUUAUAGCUGUAGCCAAUUAUGAUCCUCUGACCUUCUCCAGAAGUCAUCAUCCAUCAGAGGAACUCAGGCUGCAGGAAUGGGACAAAGUCACUGUGAAAGGACCACUUGAUGACACAGGUUAUUACUUGGCCGAGGUGAAUGGUAGAACAGGACUUGUCCCAGCAGCUUAUCUACGUCCCGCCAGCCUUGCCGACCAAAAAAACGGACGCUGGAAGGGAAUUAUGGGACAGAAACCUCCGGCUUAUCUUGACGCGAGUCCUGAGAGAAUCGUGGAGACACAUUAUCAACUCCAACAGGCACAAAAUAGGAGUGGUGCCCCUUUGUUUCCAAGGAUAAAUGGCCAUGUCCCUGAGUUAUCCCCCUUAUUUAGCAGAAACUCUACCACAUCAGCAAGGACAUCUGAGUAUCCAGAUCCACCUAAAGAUUUCCGAGUUGAGAAGGUCAUAAACCGGAACACUCUGAUGUUGGCUUGGACACCUCCAAAAUUCACCGAGAACAAUCUAAAUAGAGGGGUCAAAUGUACUGGGUAUAAAAUCUACUUAAAUGGUCAGCUUCAUCAACAAGCCAGCAGUCCUCACAUUGCCAAAACCAUCGUCAAGAACGUGGACACCCGCCAGCGUCAGGCAUUUAGUAUACAGACCCUCGGAUCGGGGGGACAGUGUUCUGACGUCGUGGAAACCGUCCAUAACGCCCCUGUAACAGGUGACCUUGAGGGACCAGAAGAAAACCCAUCAGCUGUCAGGAGUCACGAAGUGUACUCCUCCUCACACAAACGUAUGUUUGUGGGUGUGUAUGACUUUGUACCAUCUCCGGGUAAACAUGGGCGACUAGAACUUCCGUUUCAGGCAGGGGAGAGAAUCCUUGUCUAUGGGGAGGAAAGAGUAGAUGGAUUUUAUUAUGGAGAGAUCAAUGGACGUCGAGGACUGGUGCCUGGUUUUUUUAUAGAAGAGAUUCCUCACACUUUAACUGACAACUCCUAGUGUCAAGCUAACCACUGCCAGAAGGUUGUGACAGUUUCUAUGCAAUAUUCAACCAAUUCAUCUAGAAGCAAUUCAUGUCUGCACAAUUGAGCAAUGAUUUCUCACUUCUCAUUAGAACUUUUUCUUCAGUGCUUUGCACAGUGCAGUCCUAAAUACAUUAGAGAUCCAUCUCAUAUACUUUGAGAAAGAUCACAUGCAGUGUUUAGGACACCUUUUCAUAUAGUGUAUUUUUAAAAGUAUACAUGUAAGUUUGCAAUAUACAUGUAUCUAUUAAGUAUAAUUUAUAUUUUUAUACUUUUUCAAACAUAUUUUUGUUGACUGUAAUUUUUUAUUACAUUGGUAAUGCAACCCAAAGUCAAUCAUUAUGUGUUAGCAAAACUGAUAAAUGUCUUCCAUUUAUAUACGUACUAAAUGAUAUUAACGACAUACAUUGAAGCACAUCUGCCAUUCAAGGACUGUUUUUUUCAGCAGCAUUUCUCAUGAACUAUCUAUUCACAACAUUUAUUUUCCCACCUCUGAUGGCAUUUAGCUGUACAACCUUACUCAUUAAUUUCAAGGGCACCUGUUGUAAAAAUUAUCAAAGACAGACUUUGUUAUAGCAGGGCUUUACUAUCGAGUCCUCAGAUUAUGGCAUUUAUUUAUUGUUAUUUCUAUGAAUGAUAUUAAAUACAUUAAAGUAUUUUAAACUAGA